AUGGUGUGUGAUUUAAUGCGAGAUUUUGAGCGGGUUCAUUCCAACGUGAGUGGGAUUCCAGUGGCUCACGGAGUUGCGAAGUGGAGACCGCCGAUUGGGGAGAUUCUUAAAGUGAACUUCGAUGGGGCCAUGUUCAUGCGGCAGAAGGUCUGUGGGGUAGGGGUGGUGAUUCGGGAUCUCAAUGGCGUUCCUGUUGCAGCUUUAUCGGAGCAAAUUCCACAAUGGAUGGAGAGUGAUUGUAUUGAAGCUAUUGCUGCUGUCAAGGCUUUGGAUUUUGCAACAGAAUUGGGAUUAACAAACAUUCAUUUGGAAGGUGAUUCCCUUACUGUGAUCAAGGCUAUGCGAGAGGAUGGUUAUCUUAAUGCUUCGUUUGGUCAUUUUUUACAAUAUGCCAUUGAUCGUAGUAAGCAAUUUGCGAGCUUCUGUGUUUCGCACACGCGCCGGAGUGGCAAUGUAAUGGCUCACCAUUUGGCUCAAAUGGCUAAGGAGGAUCCGGAGAAACGAGUUUGGAUGGCUGGGGUUCCUGAGCAUUUAGUGCAGGUUUUGUUGAGUGAUGUUCCUGUUUUGUAG
Camellia sinensis is the source of this 570-nucleotide messenger RNA. The record is from RefSeq and is a predicted model, not a curated record. Lineage: Eukaryota; Viridiplantae; Streptophyta; Magnoliopsida; Ericales; Theaceae.